Messenger RNA from Clonostachys rhizophaga, 438 nucleotides. NCBI's taxonomy places the organism in Eukaryota, Fungi, Ascomycota, Sordariomycetes, Hypocreales, Bionectriaceae. The record is from the annotation of a GenBank genome assembly.
AUGGCAGAGGAGCAAACCCCUAUCGAGCCAGCGGCUGCAUUCCAGUCCACAGCCCCCCCGCAAGAAGCUUUACUCAACGGCACAACAACCCAACCCAUUGACAACACACUCACGGACACCGCAAUGCCAGAUGCUCCCGCCCAACAAGCUGCUGCUUCACCCUUGCCUGUGGUGCAAGCACCCAGCCCUGCCCCUCACCGAACUGGGACACCUACGCAAGGCUCUCGAGCGACUUCAGCACACCCAGACCUAGGCUUGACCAUUCCUACCGAGGCUCCACCGCAUGGGGAUUCUACACGGCGGUAUCUGAAUACCAAAGUCACAGGUGUCUUGCUGGAAGGGGUAAAACAAGUCGCCAAGGAUAGGCCUGAAGACCCAUUACGAGUACUUGGGGAGUAUCUUAUUCAGAAAUCAAAAGAGCUAGAGGGAACUCGAUAA